AUGGCGCCGAAAGGAAAGAAGGGCAAGAAGGGUGGCGACGACUGGGACGAGGGCUUAGGCGAGGCCGCCGACCCGAUAGCAGCGGCAGAGGCUGAUGCGAAAGCUGGCGAGGCCGCUCAAAAUGAGGAAGAAGAAGCCGGUGGAGGAGGCCUGAUGGCGGCGCUCAAGAAGAACAAGGAAAAGCGCCGGAAGAAGGGCAAGGUCGUUGACAACGACUUCCUCGAAGGCGAGGAUCCCACUGCAGAUGACGCUGGCACCCCAGCUGAGCCAGAGCUUCCGGACCUCAGCGCCAAGGCUCCCGAGGAGGCCACGAUGGAUGACGAGGAUGCAUUCGGCCAACCUGGCAAGGGCAAAAAAGGCAAAGGUGGCAAGGGUGGUCAGCAGCAGGCUAAGAAGGCUGUCGAGCCUGAGGACGCCGAUGCUGAUGGCGAAGAAGGUGGAGGUGUAAAAACCAAGGCACAGAAAGAAAAGGAGAAGAAGGAGCGCGAGAAACAGAGGAAGAAGGAGCAGGCUGCUGCUAAAAAGAAGACUACUGCUCCACCAGCACAGCCAAAGCAAGAAGAGGCGAAAGCUGUUGAAGCCGCUCCAGCUAUUGCGCCCGAAACAGCCGCCGGCGGUAAGAAGAAGAAGCUUCCCGCUGCACUUGCAGCUCUUCAGAAGCAACAGGAAGAGCUCAAGAAGAGGCAAGAGGAAGAGGCACGCCUUGCAGCUGAAGAUGCUGCUCGUGAAACAGAGGAGCGCAAGCGACUCGAGGAAGAAGAGAAGGCGAAGGAGGCUGCGAAAGCUGCGAAGAAGGCCAGGGAGAAGGCCAGGAUUGAAGAGCAAAAGAAAGCUGGUACAUACAAGACUGAGAAGCAGCGCAAGGAGGAGGCACAACAAAAGCUUCGUCUCCAGCAAAUGUUGGAGUCUGGUGCCAAGGUUGCUGGUAUCGAAGGUGAGACUGAGCCGAAGAAGCCAACGAACAAGGAUCAGCGCAAGAAGAAUCCGCGCAAGGAGGCAGAGGAGCGCAAGGCUCAGCAAGCUCGCGAAGAGGAAGAAGCUCGCAAGAAGAUGGAGGAGCUAGAAAUUAGAGAAGAGCAGGAGAAGAAGGCUGCUGAGGAGGCCGAGAAAGCCAGACUGGAAGCCGAAGCCAAGAAGAAGGAAGACGCCGAGGACGAGCUUGACGAUUGGGAGAAGAUGGCCGAGGCAGAAGAAGACGGUGUCAAAGACAGCUGGGACGCCGAUUCUGAGCCCGAGAUGGUCAAGUCAAAGGUCAACGGUAAGCCAGUACAGAACGGCGCCACUGGCGCCAAGGCAGACAUUAAGGAUGCGGACGACGAUGAAGAAGAAGAUUCAGAGGACGAGUCAUCCGAGGAGGAAUCGGACUCCGAAGAAGAGCAGAGUGCCGCUCAGAAGCAAGCGGCUCUCAGACGUCAACAGGCGGCUGAGAAACGACAAAAGGAAAAGGAAGCUGCGCGUGCCGCAGGCUCAAAGGAGAACCUUAGAUCGCCCAUUUGCUGUAUUCUUGGUCACGUCGAUACCGGUAAGACGAAGCUGCUCGACAAGAUUCGUCAGACAAACGUCCAGGACGGCGAAGCUGGGGGUAUCACGCAGCAAAUUGGUGCCACUUACUUCCCAGUCGACGCCCUGCAAAAGAAGACGGCCAUCGUCAAUCAGGACGGCGCCUUCGAGUUCAAGGUACCCGGACUUUUGGUUAUCGAUACACCCGGUCACGAGUCUUUCACCAACCUCCGAUCUCGUGGAAGCUCGCUCUGUAACAUUGCUAUUUUGGUUGUCGAUAUUAUGCACGGUCUGGAGCCGCAGACUCUCGAGUCGAUGCGUUUGUUACGUGACCGCAAGACACCCUUCAUCGUCGCUCUCAACAAGAUUGACCGCCUCUACGGAUGGAAGCCGAUCGCCAACAACGGCUUCCGCGACUCCCUUAAUCUCCAGAAGUCGAGCGUGCAGAACGAGUUCCGCGACAGACUGGAGAAGACCAAGCUUGCAUUCUCUGAGCAAGGCUUCAACGCUGAGCUCUUCUACGAGAAUAAGUCGAUGGCCAAGUUCGUCUCCCUCGUGCCGACAUCUGCACACACUGGCGAGGGUAUUCCCGACAUGCUGAAGCUGCUGGUCACUCUUACUCAAGAGCGCAUGACCAACCAGCUCAUGUACUUGUCCGAAGUGGAAUGCACCAUCUUGGAAGUCAAGGUCAUUGAAGGUCUUGGCACGACAAUUGAUGUCGUGCUCUCGAACGGUAUUCUGCACGAAGGCGACAAGAUCGUACUUUGUGGUACGGACGGUCCCAUCACGACUGAUAUUCGGGCUCUCUUAACCCCGGGAGAAAUGAAGGAAUUGCGUGUCAAGUCGCAAUACGUGCAUAACAAGACUGUCAAAGCGGCGCUCGGUGUCAAGAUUGCAGCCAAUGGUCUGGAUAACGCCAUUGCUGGUUCUCGAGUGCUCCUUGUCAAGGAUCCGGAUGACGAGGACGAAAUCGAAGACCUGGAGGAGGAAGUCAUGGGCGAUAUCGAAGCUCUUAUGUCAAAGGUCACCAAAACUGGACGUGGCGUUUACGUUCAGGCCUCGACUUUGGGCUCUCUUGAAGCCUUGCUUGAAUUCUUACGCACAAGCAAGAUCCCGGUCGGCAACAUCGGCCUCGGUCCUGUUCACAAGCGCGACGUCACUCAGGCGGGUACGAUGCUUGAGAAGGCCAAGGAGUACGCGGUCAUGCUGUGCUUCGAUGUCAAAGUUGACAAGGACGCUCGCGAGCAUGCGGAAGCCACAGGUGUCAAGAUUUUCACUGCGGACAUUAUCUACCAUCUCUUCGACGAUUUCACCAAGCAUAUGGCGCAGCUGGCACAGCAGAAGAAGGAGGAAAGCAAGAUGCUUGCUGUCUUUCCCUGCGUACUGCGUCCAGUGGCGGUCUUCAACAAGACUGGCCCGAUCGUGGUUGGUGUAGACGUUAUCGAUGGCAAUUUGCGCGUCAACACGCCUAUCGCUGCUGUCAAGCACAACUCCGUCACAAAUGUGAAGGAAGUCAUCGUAAUGGGCCGUGUGACCAGCAUUGAGCGCGACCACAAGCAACUUCCCAUCUGCAAGAAGGGCCAGCCUUCUGUUGCCGUCAAGAUCGAGGCCCCCAACCAGCCUAUGUACGGACGACAGUUGGAGGAGAAGGAUACACUCUACUCCCACAUCAGUCGUGCCAGUAUUGAUACCUUGAAAGAGUUCUACAGGGAUGAGGUGGAGAAGGAUGAGUGGGCUUUGAUUGCGAAGCAUUUGAAGCCCUUGUUUGACAUCUCAUAG
Messenger RNA from Lecanosticta acicola, 3279 nucleotides. The record is from the annotation of a GenBank genome assembly. NCBI's taxonomy places the organism in Eukaryota, Fungi, Ascomycota, Dothideomycetes, Mycosphaerellales, Mycosphaerellaceae.